AUGGUGGUGGUGAAUAUGCCGUCCAGGUUUAAUCCGAGGCCGGCCUCAAGUCUUUCUGAGAGUUCUAUAACAGGGGGCGGCUCUGCACCCGCGCGCGACGCCGCGGUCAGGUUCGGACCGUUGGAAACUGCGGGACGUCCUCCCCGGACCAGCCCCAGACUCGGCCCGACGCCGAUCUCUUCCGGAAGCUUUCUCCAGGUGGCCCAAGUGGCGGGGAUUGGGGAUGGUCUGGCGGGGCCGGGGGUCGUCUCCCUGGAGGUUGGAAGGGCCUACACGGAGAAGGUGGAGGAGGGAAGGCGGGGGCUGGAAAUCCUGCCCCGAUUGGCAGUUAUCGCCAAGGCCGGAAAGUUUAAAAAAGAGAGAAAGCCACUGGCCGGGAGCCAGGGCCGGCCGGGCCGCCGGGGCGUGUUCGGCUGGCUAGAGGGGUGA
Rangifer tarandus platyrhynchus (Svalbard reindeer) is the source of this 429-nucleotide messenger RNA. The record is from the annotation of a GenBank genome assembly. Lineage: Eukaryota; Metazoa; Chordata; Mammalia; Artiodactyla; Cervidae.